AUGGCACGAUGGGCAGGUCACAGGCAAAAGUCUCGUCUUCAGGUUUUUUUUGGAAGUUUUGAGAAAAAAAAAGCUGGAAAAUCAGCGGCAGGUGCGUUCUGGCGAACAGAUCGGCUUUUAAAAAAUGAGAAAAACUUUCUCGACAAUUUUCAGCCGGCGGUUUUUUUCCAGCUUUAGGUUCCGUGUGAGUCGCAGGCUGAUUUAUUGCGCUAUAAAUCUAGCACCCGACCCAAAGCGACUUACGCGAAGUUAUAUCGACAAAAAAGUAUAUCAAAAGCCGCUAGAACACGAUUAAAUUUCAACCCCAAUGCAACCGCGGCGCUUUGAGCCAUUCCACAUGCGACCACAGCCUUUUUUGAAUACUAAUAUUUAUUUCAUCCUUGUAGAGGCUAGUGACAAAUUUCAAUAUCCAUAAGAUUUAUUCAGAAACUGGUGUUAUUCCUGGUCAGCGGCUACUUAUUCAUCGUUUGGAAUCGCGAAGGCGCUAGCAAAUAUAUGCUCGAAGUUCCGGCAAAUGAUGGAUUUCAUGUUGUUCGUUUUUAUUCUGAGGAAGGUCAAAAAUUGACUUUUUUCUCAGAUUCCCGACUAUUCGAAUCCGAGAAACGGUCCUGGCGAAAAUGGACUCGGCGUCGUUUUGAGCGGCGAAGAGAAGAAAAUUGGAGAAGAUCAGAUGAAGACGAUGUUCAUGAACGUGGUGGCUAGGUUAGAUUGGGGAAAUAUUGAUUUUCCAUGGGAAACUGAGAAAGGUUUCUAGGAAAAUUGAUUGAUAGAGAAAAUAAUGAGAAGAGAAAUCAUAAAAAAUUAAUUAGAAAAUUAAACUUCUAGAAAUUAUUUCAAUGGACUUUGUCCAGACCUAAAAUGUAUUACUAAUAGUACCAAGGUAAUGAAAAAUUCGUGAGUUUCCUCGAUCCAUCUUGAAAAUAUGAGAGCAUUUAGAAGCCACAUCGAUCGAAAUAUGACCUCCGAAAUAGUAAUUAGAAAUUUAUUUACCAAAUCCAGGUUCACUUUCUGAGAAAACUUGUGUCAAUUAAACCUUUUUUACGUCUCUUCCUGGAGUUUGAGCCUUUGAAACCUCCUAACUCAUAACUUUCAAGAGCUUGAAAAGUGUAUUUUUCUAGAAAUUCUCAGAAAAAUCUCGAAUUUGCCGGGUUUUUUAAGGUUUUUUUUUACCUCUAAAGCUUCUCGUCGCGGAAAACUUGGUAUAGCUGAUUCACGGCUGGCCUGAGCCAUCGCGAAAAGGGUCCCGCCACGAAAAGAGACGAGACAGUGCCCUGGUUGGUGGAGAGUACAGACAGGCCACGCCUUUUUGCGUCCCAAGCUAGCCGUGAAUCGUCUAUAAAUUCCAAGAUAAAAACCUACCAAACCAAACCUUUUUACAUUGGGUCCAAAAGUUUUUAGAGCACUCUUGGACCCACUGUAAAAAGGCAUUUUCUAGAAAUUUUGAACAUUUUUUUUUUCUCGAACAGGCAAAUUUUCCUCCUUUCACUCAUGGCGUCAAAAAGCACCAUUUUCAGUGUCCUCAAAUGAAUUUACACCAGAAAACUUUUUUCAGCGACAAAAUCUCACCGGAUCGAAGUAUACCAGACUCAAGAUCUCGGGAAUGCCGGAAUAUAGAGUCAAGUUACCCCAAAAAUCUGCCAACUGCCUCGGUUGUCAUUAUUUUCACAGACGAAUUUUUCUCAGGUUCUUUAAUCGUCGAAAGUUCGAAAAUUUAUAAAUUUAGCUUUGACGCGAACGGUUCAUUCGGUUGUUAAUCGAACUCCUCAACAUUUGUUGUACGAAGUGAUUUUGGUUGAUGAUAACAGUCAAAGAGGUGAAUUUUUCCUUAUUUUUUAAAUUUCUUAUGUCGUGUUCAACGUAAUUUCCGCGAAAUGCAAAACUUUCUUUGACUCUCCAAACUCUCCAAAAUAUAGUUGUAGUUUUCUUUCUCUAACGGGUAUUUUGCAUUUCGCAGAAUCACGAUGAUUUUUUGCGACCAAAAACUUUAAUACCCCUUUGGACCCCUACAGGGACUCCUACGACACUUUUUGAUGCCCCCUAUAGGAGGAGCGUAGGUUUCUCUAUAGGGGUCCCUCAUAGGGGCCCCAUGAACCCUCUAUAGGGACACCUCAAAAGCGUCUCACUGUAUAAACAAAAUUUACAGAAGAACUCGGGAGCAAAUUAUCCGAACAUUUGAAACGAUUUGGAUCUUUGGUCCGGCUGAUCAGGUCAAAGGAGCGACUUGGUCUGAUUCGAGCCAAAAUUUUAGGUCCACAAUUUUUUUAUUAUAUUUCAAUUUCUAGAUGAUGUGAUGUUGAGAAGCUUUUCCUUGUGAUCCAGACGGGGAAAAGCUUUAGGAAUUUUGAAAAGUUGCGAAAAUUUUUCAGAUUCUCUCCCUUUUUUAAAAAAUUUGGUUGAAAUAAAAUUUUCGAACCGUAAAAAAAUCUUAAAAAAGCAACUAAUCAAUAUUGACUUUUUUCUAGAAAGAAAAAAAACAUCGUCUGACAUUUUUUAGCAGUUUGGUUUUAUUCCAUUAUACAGUAAUAGGAGCUGUCCUAUUGAAAUAAUUAAGUAUUGGGAAAAAAUCCUAGUGAGCACUUAAGAGGUUUUUCAAGGAAUAGUUGGAGAGGCCACUUAAGUGACCACUGAAACCAUCUCAAUAGAAGCUACUAUUUUGCGUAUUAGUGGCCACUAUAGUAGUUUUUAAUGAUCUAGUAGUAGUAGUAUCACUUAGUUCGAAUUUUAAAGAGGCCAUUAAUUUUUAGCUACUUAGGUGACCACUAGAGCUUCAGAACCCUAUAGUCCCCACUGAAAUUUUCCCGGUAAUUCAAAUUGAAAAUCCCAUUUCUUACAAGGAAAGUAAUUCUUAUUUGCGGUUGGGAUUUUCUUGAAAAUGGACCAGGACACUUCUGGAUAUACUAGGUGAAUAUGAAGAAAAUUUAAACCUGCUCAACUUUCUAGUUUUUGAAUUAUGAGCAAUCAACGUACCAAAAUGGCCUGUUUUAACGGAUUUCGAGUGUUUUCGUUGACUUUGAGCCCUCCUUUCUGAGAAACUAAUAAGUUGUGCAGGUUGGGAUUUUCAAGCUCACCAUCUGGUAGGUCAAAAAGUGUUCUGACAAAUUUUCAUAAAACUCCCUACCGUAAAGUAAAAUGACCUCUUUUGUUAAACAGAAAAUUGAGUUAAGGAGCAAAAGCUGCCCGUGGCGAAGUUUUGGUGUUCUUGGACUCACACUGCGAAGCCAACACUGGAUGGUAUUCCAAAAAGCAAAAAAAAUCUGAUUUUUCUGAGGAUAUGUUUCAGGAUUGAACCUCUUUUGGCACGGAUCCAAGAAGAGCGGACGGCUGUAGUUUGUCCAGUGAUCGACGCGAUUUCCGAUGGGAAUAUGGCCUAUUUGGGCGGUUCUCACGGAGGAAUCGGCACUUUUUGGUGGUCCCUACACUAUAGUAUGGGCUCGCUGCCGAAAUCGGAAAUCGAAAGGAGGAAAAAUCCGGCCACCGACUAUAUUCGGUUGGUUUUUUUGGUUCUUGAAAAAAAAAACAAGGCGAAAAAACACGAUUCUCGACUCUCAAGCUAGUUGAAAAGUAACAAAUUUGAUAAAUUUCAUUUCGUGGUCAAGAAAAACGAUGUGAUUUCGGAAAAGCAGACCAACUCGAAAAUUGAAAUCUUUUCGAGCACAUUUUGGUGCUCUUAGACACAAGUAGUUCCGGGUCGGUUGCGCCUCCAAUUUUUAAGCUUUGAACCAUUCCACAACUUUCACUAUUCUCUAAUUAAUAAAAGCAAAAGAAAAUUUUGAAAUAAAACUUGAAUGAAUCAGAGAAGUGAUCUUCAGAAAAUUUUUAUAAUUCCAUUUAUUUCUUCAAGGUCUCCAACCAUGGCCGGAGGACUUUUCGCGGCCAAUCGAGAAUAUUUCUUCGAAGUCGGCGGAUAUGACGAGGAGAUGGACAUCUGGGGCGGCGAGAACUUGGAAAUUUCGUUCAGAGUUUGCUCAAAAUUAACGAUAUAUACUCAAACUUGUAGUUUUAGGUUUGGAUGUGUGGAGGCUCGAUAGAAAUAAUUCCUUGUUCUCAUGUCGGCCAUAUUUAUCGGAACGGACAUCCUUAUGACAUGACCGGUAGGUUCAAAAAAAAAUUGCAGGGAAACAAUUGAGAAAAAAAAUGAAAUUUUUUUAUAUAGCUGAUUAACGGCUGGCUUGAGCCAUCGAGAAGGGUCCUGCCACGAAAAGAGACGAGGCAGUGUCCUGGUUAGUGGAGAGUGCAGACAGGCCACGCCUUUUUGCGUCUCAAGCUAGCCGUGAAUCGUCUAUAUGAAGUUUCCCACAGUUGGUAAUUCUCUAACCUUUCUGCGUCUCUUAUCCCUCAACGGCGAGGUCGUAGAGACUUGAAAAUAGCAAGUAACUCAGAGAGAGAGAGAGUCAGACAAACCGCUUCAUUUUCUGAAAAACGAAGUUUAGUCAGCCUUUAGCUGCACCCGACCUCAUCUGACUUGCUAAAAGAUGCCGAUAAGCGCAAGUAGGUUUCUGUCGGUCGCGCUUAGUCAGUAACACGCGCUGGGCCGUUCAAUUGAAAUCCGUGAUCUUGAAAAUUAUAAAAUCCUAUUCAUGGGUAGCUUAAGUGGCAAACCUCAACCAACCGAGUUCUGUAUCUUUUAUUAUCGUGUCAGGACCCUUUUUUGAUAACUCCAGCCAGCCGCACUUCAGCUAGAGACUGCAUUCAGGACGAAACAACAAUAAAGACGUCCAUGGAACGAAUUCGAAAAGGUUGGCUGACGUUUGGAUGGACGACUACAAAAGACUGUUUUACGUUCAUAGAAUGGGCUUGGUGGUGAGUUCGGAGGUCAAAAAGUUCUCGAGGGAAUUCUUAGGACACUGAUGUCGGAGAUCUGAGUGGAAGGAAGGCGUUGCGCGAGAAGCUCGGCUGCAAAUCUUUCAAUUGGUUUCUGAAGAAUGUCAUUCCGGAUAAGGUAAUAAAAAAUUCGGCUGAACUGAACCGGUCCUGAGGCCUUAUCAAUUUUUGAGUUUUUGUAUUUGAUUUGGAGGUUAUAUGAUAGUAAUUUUCAUUGAUACGAAGUUUCUGAUUACUUGACCCACGAUUCAAAACCUUUUAAAAAAAUUUUGAGACAGACUUAGGAACCAGCGCUGUCCCUAUAAAGGCAGCCUUAGAGUUAGGGUAGGAGAAAGUAGAGUCCUUGGUGUAUCCCCUCCAGGGACCACUUGACCUCCCCUGGAGGCUCCACUGAAGCUUGCAAGUGGCCUCUAGAUGGAUUUUAGUUAUUGGUCCGUAUAGGUGACAUUCCCUCGGUUAUUUUUAUUUAAUUCAGCCCUAUAAGGAGAAUUUUUUGUCCCCUACAGACGCUGUUUUUUUCCAUAAGAAUUUUUUUCAGUUCAUCCCGGACGAAGACGUUCUGGCCUAUGGACAUGUGGAAGGGCAGAAUUCCAUGUGCCUUGACACGCUUCAAAGAUUAGAGAAUAAAGUGAAUUUUUAUUCUUCUCAAUCUUGGUUGCAUUUGGAAUGUAUCGAUAAUCAAUAAUAUUUGAUUAGUGAAAUCGGAAAAAUCUCGUUUCUUUUUACGAAAAAAAAAAAUCAAUUUCUUCAGGGCCCCAUAAUUCUUGGGAUUUACAACUGUCAACGACCAAGCAGCUCCGCGCAGGUUCUUUAAUUCAAAGAAAAAAAAUCUAUUCCGAAUAAUUAAGAUGUUCUCAAUAUCGAAAGAAAACGAGCUCCGUCGAGAAGAGACUUGUGUUGACGUGGGAAUUGAGACAAAAGAUGGAGUCCGUCCGGCGAAAGUCGUUCAGUGCAAACGGAACGAUUUUGUCGAGUUUGAGCAUGAGGUGAGAAAAUAAUCAAUAAAAAAUCAACUCAAAAAAACUUCAGAAAGGAAAAUUCCUGAAACAUAAGAAAACGGGACUCUGUCUCGAUAUGGGUGGCGUCAGCGCCGGCGGCGAUAUUUAUUUCCAAAAGUUUGUCCAUCCUAAAAAUUUCUCAUUUUUAAGAAUUUUCUUCAGAUGCGACGAGAACCGGCCUAGCCAGAAUUGGAUCAUCGACAAAUAUUUUACAUAA
Messenger RNA from Caenorhabditis auriculariae, 6036 nucleotides. The record is from the annotation of a GenBank genome assembly. NCBI's taxonomy places the organism in Eukaryota, Metazoa, Nematoda, Chromadorea, Rhabditida, Rhabditidae.